This is a messenger RNA of Zingiber officinale, 907 nucleotides long. RefSeq names its product mitochondrial pyruvate carrier 1-like. The record is from RefSeq and is a predicted model, not a curated record. Gene Ontology annotation, cellular component: mitochondrial inner membrane. Bases 396 to 716 code for a protein of 106 amino acids. NCBI's taxonomy places the organism in Eukaryota, Viridiplantae, Streptophyta, Magnoliopsida, Zingiberales, Zingiberaceae. Gene Ontology annotation, biological process: pyruvate import into mitochondria. The transcript has 6 exons.
AAGCCAUCACAUGACACGCGCGAAGCACGUGCUAUUACUGCUCCCUAGUCGUCGAUCUCAAUCUCUCUCCUCCAAUCUACGAGGAGAGUGGCCGCCCUGUAGCUCCCGGUUAGUCUUUGUUUGGCAGUCGCGUGCUCCAGCUUACCUUCUCUUUGCUCCUACCCGUGUUUUACGAGGAUGAGCUUGGUAUACAAGGGAAGAAGCUUAGUCAAUUAGGACAUCUUCUUAUAUCAAGAGGGUUUUGAGCUGCUACUUCCUCCUCCUCUCGUCCCCAUAAGGAUUUCGGAUUGCCGCCCAUUCCUGUAGAAGAUCAUUCAACGCUCACAGCAACUCUGACGACAAGUAAGAUCAAUGGCUAAUGCGAUGGAUUCAGGUUGAAAAGUUGAAACCUUGCAAUGUCAGCCUUCAGAGCAUUUUUGAAUAGCCCUGUGGGUCCAAAAACAACUCAUUUUUGGGGCCCAAUUUCCAAUUUGGGUUUUGUUACUGCUGCUUUGGUAGACACUCAGAAGCCUCCCGAGAUGAUAUCGGGGAACAUGACUGCAGUUAUGUGUGUCUAUUCAGGAUUAUUCAUGAGGUUUGCGUGGAUGGUACAACCCCGUAACUACUUGCUUCUUGCUUGUCAUGUGUCGAAUGAAUCUGUUCAGCUCUAUCAGUUAUCUCGCUGGGCAAGAGCCCAACGAUUCUUGGAGAAGAAAGAACCUGAAGAGCAGAAAUGAGCUUCUUAGCAAGUUUACUUGUGAUUUUCAAUAAGAAAGAAAGGGAUUGUGUAAUUUAGUUUAGAAAAACAUGAAAAUUGUAGCACUAAAUGUCUGAUAUGAUCAUUCAUUUGGAUCAAAUAUUGUGAGCAUGAUCGUUUGGCUAUUUCAAGAUGAAAGCUAUGUUUUUUCCUUAACUGUAAAUUCUUCAA